Molecule: messenger RNA, 696 nt
Organism: Prunus armeniaca (apricot)
Lineage: Eukaryota; Viridiplantae; Streptophyta; Magnoliopsida; Rosales; Rosaceae
Source: the annotation of a GenBank genome assembly
AUGUCAGACUUGAUUAGACGUCGUAGGGCGGUGACGACUACACCGAGUUUGGAGCCCCCGGCUCAGCCGGUAUCAGCUGCCACUGCUCCAGCACUGAUGGAGCAGGACCACGUGCUAGCUGGUCCUGGGGGAUCCCAGGCGGCUGCAUCAUCAUCUUCUUCGGUGGUGCAGCCUCUUAGCGCUAGGCGGCGACACCGGCCCGCUACCACCACCGACACCACAUCGACUGACUGUACUGGUGCCUCGGGGGCACCUCCAGCCAAGAGGAACACCCGAGGGCCGUGUCGGCAGUUGAAGAAGGCGAAGGUCACCCGGGUGACCAACAGUCGUAUCAGCAUCGGAUAUGACGAGCGCCAUCGGGCUGCACCGACGGCGGACUUGCAUAGCUCCUUGGCCCACGACAUUGGCCACGUCGUUCGGACCCAUUGCCCGAUGCAAUGGAAGUCUUGGAAGUUCAUGCCUGACAAGAUCAAGAUGCAAGUUCGCGGCCAGUUGUCGAUGAACUACGACUUAGAGGACAUCAACGAGGAGACCUUGGCGUACGUCAACAGACUCUUCGGUGAGAGGUACAAGCAGUGGAAGAGCGACUUGCACCACCAUUUUCAGGCGUUUGAUGAUCCGCAAGUCGCUCUUCAGGAGGGUUGCCCGAAGGAGCUUGAGGUGCGGGAGGAUAGUUGGGCGUGGCUCUGGGCUUAA